AUGGGGUCUCAUCCUCCCAGUCCAGUCAGACAGAGUCAAGGGCUCUGGCUACUCUCUUCCUCAUUAAGAUCUCUUCCCUUUCUCUCCCUCUGCACCCUCCAGGUGUCCUGCAUCUCCCCUGAAGGCAGGAUGACAGAGCACGAGGACUUUGCCAGCCUGGCUGGGUACUGGAACGCCUCGGACAGCUCUCAGUUCAGCCCCGCCAGUGUCAUCAUCCCAGUGGUCUUCUCCCUCAUCUUCCUCCUGGGCACGGUGGGCAACAGCUUGGUGCUGGCGGUGCUGCUGCGCAACGGCCAGAUGGGCCACAACACUACCAACCUCUUCAUCCUCAACCUCAGCCUGGCCGACUUCUUCUUCAUCAUCUUCUGCGUCCCCUUCCAGGCCACCAUCUACUCGCUGGAAGGCUGGGUCUUCGGCUCCUUCAUGUGCAAGGCCGUCCACUUCUUCAUCUACCUCACCAUGUAUGCCAGCAGUUUCACACUGGCUGCCGUCUCAGUGGACAGGUACCUGGCCAUCCGCUACCCACUGCGCUCCCGGGAACUGCGGACCCCCUGCAACGCGGUUGCUGCCUUGGCUGUGAUCUGGGGCCUCUCUGUGGUCUUCGCUGGUCCGUACCUGAGCUACUACGACCUGAUCGAGUGGGAGUCCAGCUACAUCUGCAUGCCCGGCUGGGAGGAGUGGAAGCGCAAGAUCAUAGACACCAGCACGUUUGCCUUUGGCUACAUGAUCCCCGUGCUGAUCGUCAGUCUCUCCUACACCAGGACCAUCAAGUACCUGUGGACGGCCGUGGACCCCCUGGAGGAUAUGUCAGAGUCCAAGAAGGCCAAGCGGAAGGUGACCAAGAUGAUCAUCAUAGUGACCAUCCUCUUCUGCCUGUGCUGGCUGCCCUACCACGUGGUGAUCCUGCGCUACCUCUAUGGGGACUUCCCCUUCAACCAGGCCACCUACGCCUUCCGGCUGCUCUCCCACUGCAUGGCCUAUGCCAACUCCUGCCUCAACCCCAUCGUCUACGCCCUGGUCUCCAAGCACUUCCGCAAGGGCUUCAAGAAGGUCUUCAGCUGCCUCCUGAGGAAGAAGGCCCGCAACAAGGUCCAUGUGGUGCACGCUGCCCACACGGUGCCUGGCUUUGAGGCAGGCUCCACUGAGGUAUCCCAGAUGAACGAGGAGCACAACGGGCAGCAGGACGGGUGCGAGCUGGAUGCAGGAUCCCUCAUGGUCCAGUCAGGCUCCUCCAGGCCCCUUCACCUCUCCUAGCAGCGAGGCUCCAUCCUCUCGGGCAGCCAUGCUG
Molecule: messenger RNA, 1288 nt
Organism: Emys orbicularis (European pond turtle)
Lineage: Eukaryota; Metazoa; Chordata; Testudines; Emydidae
Product: galanin receptor 2b-like
Exons: 2
Coding region: 1-1254 (417 amino acids)
Biological process (GO): G protein-coupled receptor signaling pathway
Cellular component (GO): plasma membrane
Molecular function (GO): G protein-coupled receptor activity
Source: RefSeq, a predicted model, not a curated record